Messenger RNA from Fomitopsis serialis, 777 nucleotides. RefSeq lists its product as uncharacterized. The coding region runs from base 1 to 777 and encodes 258 amino acids. Lineage: Eukaryota; Fungi; Basidiomycota; Agaricomycetes; Polyporales; Fomitopsidaceae. The transcript is spliced from 4 exons. The record is from RefSeq and is a predicted model, not a curated record.
AUGCUCAACGAGAUCAUCGCGAUCGCCCUAGCCAGGCAUAAAGACUUCUCUGACAUCGCUGGAUUUUCCCUUGCUUCGUAUAUGCUCCGUCAAAUUGCCUUGAGAUGCUUCUCGACUUUUGCUCCCCAAUCAAGCCGCCACUGGUCUCGCUGCUGUCGGAUUCUCGGCGUGUUCUCCUGGGCACGCGCACUCAAAUGCUCCACUAUCAUACUUACCCCGCAACUUGCUCUGCUCCCCAACUUUCUGAACCUGCAGAUUGUCGAGCUUAACUUCCGGCCGGACGGACUGGCUACUCAGGCCCAACGAGCUAAUCUCCUACUGAAUCACCUUCCGGCGACCCUCACUGAACUGAGAUGCUCGAUCUGCCUCGUUCUGAUCGCUGCCCGCUGCCCUGCCCUCGAGACUCUGGACAUGACUUGUGUCGAGCGACUCGACGAAGAUUGCUGCUGGCUCUGCUUCGACGAAUCGUCAGCCUGUAUCGUACACUCGCCCAUCCCGGACGUAUACCCUGGCGUCAAAGACCUUGCGUACGGCAGCACUGGACCAAUUGGUCCGGACGGCUGCGUACUCUGCCAGCAGGACCACGCCGUGCUGGUCAGGAAGCAGGAGCUCGUCGCAAGUGCCUCGGUCGCAAGUAUUCUGCCGUCACUGCAGACCAUCUCGUGGAGCACGUGGUUCGCGCAGAAGGAGCAGGGAGACGACGCGGCGAAUAGACUCACCACGAUUUGGAUCCGUAGGGAAGACAGCAUGAUCCACGUCCGGAGGACUCCUUGGUAG